CUUACCAGCGCAGACAGCAACUCAGAAACAGACAAAUGUUUUAAAAAUGGACGACCUGAAAGUCAGAGACUAUGAUAGCAUCACAUCAUUUCUGGGUCCCUGGGGCGCAUUUCAGCGUAGGGUUUUCCUUGCGCUGGCCAUAAGCAUUUAUCCCAAUGGCUUCAUUGGCAUCUAUAUCGUAUUUGUGGGCGACACGCCGCCUCACCAGUGCUACAUCCCCGAAAGCGCAAACCUGAGCGAGGCGUGGAGGAACGUGACCAUCCCCAUGGAGACGGUGGACGGCGCCGAGAAGCCCAGCUCUUGCCUCAGACUCAACCUGGCGAUGGUCAAGAACUACUCGGAAAAUGCCAUCGUCCCACACGUGGGGGUGGAUGUGGCGGAGAUACCUUUGGAGGGCUGUCGAGACGGGUGGACGUACAGCAAAGACAUUUACGAGUCAACCAUUGUCACCGAGUGGGACCUGGUGUGCGAGGACUCACACAAACUGCCACUGUCCUCCUCCAUCCAUUACUGCGGGGUGCUCGUUGGAGCGUUCCUCUCAGGCCAGAUGUCGGACAGAUAUGGAAGGAAGCCAGCCCUGUUCACCAUGAUGCUCCUUCAGACGAUUGCUGUGACGGCGCAGAUAUUCUCUCCCAAUUGGGAGAUCUUCACUUUCACUUUCUUCCUUGCAGGCGCAGGGGGGUUCUCCAAUUACAUCAUCGCUUUUGUGCUGGGAACAGAAAUCCUCAACUCCAAGGCUCGGGUGGUCUUCUGCUCCCUGGGGGUCUUCAUGAGCUCCGCCAUAGGAUACAUGCUUAUGCCGCCGGUGGCGUACGCUUUGCGCUCAUGGAGGAUGCUGAUGAUCCCCAUGGCCGCCUCAGGACUGAUAUACAUACCGCUAUGGUGGUUGAUCCCAGAGUCUCCUCGCUGGCUGCUCUCUCAGGGCCGCGUGAAGGAGGCGGAGGCCAUACUGAAAGUCGCUGCUCAGACAAAUCAGGUUGCCACCCCAGACGCCAUUUUUACACAGGCUGAGAUAGAAGAUGCUUUGAGGAUGAAAGACAAGAAAUAUACCAUCAGAGACAUUGUGAGGAGCUGCAACGUUUACACCAUCACCCUGUUGUGUCAACUUCUGUGGUUCGUCAUCACCCUCAGCUACUACGCGUUGAUCCUCAACACCUCCAACCUGCACGGCGACCCCUACUUCAACUGCUUCCUGUCGGCGUUGGCGGAGGUGCCGGCGUACCUCAUCGCCCUCCUGCUGCUGCACUUCUGCUACCGCCGCUUGUGCCAGUCCACCACGCUGCUGGUGGGCGGAGUCAUGAUCCUGUGCGUUCACCUCAUUCCCAUGGAUCUCCAGUGGGGGGCCGUGCUGCUGGAGAUGUUGGGGAAAUUCGGCGUGACGGCUGCGUUCUGCGUGGUGUACACCGUCACCUCAGAGCUCUUCCCCACUGUCAUUCGGAACACGGCCAUGGGCUGCUGCUCCAUGGCCGCUCGUAUCGGAACCAUCCUCUCCCCCUUCAUCAUCUACUUGGGUCAAUAUUAUCAAGCGCUACCGUACAUUCUCAUGGGAACGUUGGCCAUUUUUGGGGCCCUCCUUUGUCUGCUGCUGCCGGAGACGUACGGAAAACCUUUACCAGAAACCAUGUCGCAGAUGCAGACCGUGUGUAGGCAAAAGGGCAAAGCAGAAGAGGAGCACGCAGAAGGCGUAAAGGAUUAUCCCAAUCAUGAAUCCAGGUUUUAAGUAGUUAACAACUCAGAAGCUACGUAUAUGUUUAACUUAUGUACUGUCUGAUACUGUAAAUAAAAACAUACUUACAUUUA
Nerophis lumbriciformis (worm pipefish) is the source of this 1800-nucleotide messenger RNA. RefSeq names its product organic cation/carnitine transporter 2-like. The record is from RefSeq and is a predicted model, not a curated record. Gene Ontology annotation, molecular function: transmembrane transporter activity. Gene Ontology annotation, biological process: transmembrane transport. Gene Ontology annotation, cellular component: membrane. NCBI's taxonomy places the organism in Eukaryota, Metazoa, Chordata, Actinopteri, Syngnathiformes, Syngnathidae.